GGUCAGACCCGGCUUCAUUCCCGGGCUGUGCCAUAGGACUGCGCAUAAUUGCUCCAGCGUCGUCCGGGUUAGGGGAGGGUUUGGCUCAUCGCGGCCGGUCCGGGUGCCUGCAGGCGGAGGCUCUAUGCAUUAUACCGCCUCCAACAUUGUAAUUUACUUCCUACCGGGUUGAUAACUUCCGGAGCGAUUUCUGCUAUUGUUUUUAUCAUUAGCUUUCUAGCUAUAACUAGUCGAUGCAUUUCUGACUGAAAUAGUUUGCAAUGACUACAUUUAAAUUACAGCCCGGCGAAGGAGGUGCUAAUGAGCAUUGUUCAGUUUCUUCCAAAUGUAAUGGUAUUGUGAGCUUCCAUAGUUUCCCGGUCGAUGUAACAGCGCUCAGAAAAAGGUGGUUGGUGGCAAUACGUCGUGACAACUUUACUGUCACCAAACACACAAAGGUGUGUAGUACACAUUUAAUCGAAAGUGACGUUGAGGGAAAACAUGGGGGCGACAAUACCUAAAAAGAGGUGUUGUUCCUACUCUUCGCGUGGAACUGGCACAUUCAAAAGAGACCUGAUGUUUGGGAAAGAAGACUGAAACCUCCGACUGAGGAGGAUGAGAACAAGGUGCGCUGCUUAUGGACUGUGCCGUCUCUGAUCCGGUCCAGACACAUGAUUACUAUGCAGUCCCUGAACCCGCAGCCCUGAACAUGACCCUAAUGGCAAAACAUGAGCACGUAAGAGAAAUUGAAGAGCUUCGAGCCAAGCUGGAGAACUGACCGCCCAACACAGCUUUGGUCUACAGCGAUUUGCUGGUUCUGACGAGGAUAUACGUUUUUACACAAGACACUGCCAUCAAUCGACGAGUUCUUCUUGUUUAUGACUCGUCUGUCGCUGGGUCUGAAGCAGAAGGAUUUGGCCCAUCGGUUCAGCAUCCACCAAUCGACAGUGAGACGGAUUAUCAUCUCUCGGGCCAAUUUACUCUACUGUCUGCUUGGAUCAGCACGGAUAUGGAUCCCCAAGGAAACCAUCAAAGCCCACCUACCACCUGAGUUCAACGACUAUCCAUACACCCAGGUAGUGAUCGACCGCACUGAACUCCUCUGCCAGACACCAUCUUCACUACUACUGCAGAGUGAGGUGUUUUCUUCCUACAAGUCACACUGUACCUUUAAGGGCAUGUUGGGAAUGUCACCAAAUGGAGCUGUCACUUUUGUGUCAUGGUUGUAUGCUGGAUCUGUGAGUGACAAGGAGAUCUUCAAGCAGUCUGGAAUUAUUUCCUUACUCACCCCUGACAUGGCCAUUAUGGUGGAUAAGGGCUUUCUCGUAGAUGACAUUGUUCCGUGCAAGGUCUACCGGCCAGCCUUUCUGUCAAGACGCACACAGAUGCCAGCGCAUGAGGUUAGGGAGACCCAAUCCAUUGCCAGGCUGAGAGUGCAUGUUGAAAGAAUGAUCCGCAGAGUAAAGGAGCACAAGCUUUUUGACACAGUCAUCCCCCUGACCAUCUCAGGCAGCAUCAACCAAUUUUUUCCAGUGACGUGCCUGUUGGUCAACUAUCAAAACGGACCUUUGGUCAGAGCAUGGGCCAAGCCAGUGUAAAUGAACAUGUGUUUAUUUGCUAUCAACAAAAUAAUAAGUUGUUUAUCUACGACAUGUAUCAGUCACUUGUGUUGUAGUGAAUAUCAGUUUGUGUGGAGCUUGUAUUGUCUUUAAUUAGGCAAUGAGCUUAGGGGUGGAGGAAUGAAAUCAAGUAAACACAGAAUAGCCAGAAUGCAAGAUUGAAUACAAUGUUAGAGAUGUGUAAUUGAUUAACUGAACUGUUGAACAUUUGCUGAAAUACAUUUUUUUUAAA
Messenger RNA from Salmo salar (Atlantic salmon), 1830 nucleotides. The record is from RefSeq and is a predicted model, not a curated record. Lineage: Eukaryota; Metazoa; Chordata; Actinopteri; Salmoniformes; Salmonidae.